Molecule: messenger RNA, 2957 nt
Organism: Pimephales promelas (fathead minnow)
Lineage: Eukaryota; Metazoa; Chordata; Actinopteri; Cypriniformes; Leuciscidae
Gene: dnajc11a
Product: DnaJ heat shock protein family (Hsp40) member C11a
Biological process (GO): cristae formation
Source: RefSeq, a predicted model, not a curated record
AUUCUACACACCAAAGAUCAGCGAAGUUUGAUCUGUCGCUGGGGCGGGGAUGAAAGGUGGUAAAUAUGGCGGCGGCCUUGGAAGAAGAUGAAAUCGACAAUGAUGACUAUUAUUCUUUGUUAAACGUCCGCAGGGAGGCCACACAGGACGAGCUCAAGGCUUCAUAUCGCCGUCUUUGCAUGCUCUACCACCCAGACAAGCACAGAGAUCCAGAGCUUAAGAGGCAGGCAGAGCAGCUUUUUAACUUGGUGCACAAGGCUUAUGAAGUAUUAAGCGAUCCACAAUCUAGAGCAAUCUAUGACGUAUAUGGGAAGAGAGGGCUGGAUGUGGAAGGAUGGGAGGUAGUAGAGAGGAAAAGAACGCCAGCAGAGAUCCGUGAAGAGUAUGAGAGACUUCAAAGAGAGAGAGAGGAGAGAAGACUACAGCAAAGGACCAACCCUAAGGGGACAAUAAGCGUGGGUAUUGAUGCGACAGACCUCUUUGAUCACUAUGAGGAGGAUUAUGAAGAGAUCUCUGCUGGUGGCAGCGGCGGUUUACCGCACAUUGAAAUCAACAGGAUGCACAUAUCUCAGUCCAUAGAGGCCCCUCUGACCACCGCAGACACAGCCAUUCUUUCUGGCUCUCUCUCCACACACAAUGGCAAUGGGGGUGGAAACAUAAACUUAGCCUUGAGAAGAGUUACCUCAGCUAAGGGCUGGGGAGAGGUUGAGUUUGGGGCAGGAGACACUCAUGGCCCUCUCUUCGGGCUGAAGAUUUUCCGUAACUUGACUUCACGUUGCUUCACAACGGCUCAUUGUGGCAUGCAGUUUUCAUCCCGUGGUAUACGGCCGGGUCUCACUACUAUGCUUGCACGCCACCUAGACAAAAACACUAUGGGUUAUUUACAGUGGCGCUGGGGAACUCAGUCUUCCAUGAACACCAGCAUUGUCAGGGACACCAAAAGCAGUCAUUUCACCUUUGCUGUGCAGCUGGGAAUUCCACAUACAUUUAUUAUGAUGAGCUACCAGUACAAAUUCCAGGAUGACGAUCAGACCAAGAUCAAGGGCUCUGUCAAGUCAGGAUUUUUCGGUACGGUGGUGGAAUACGGUGCUGAGACUAAGAUCAGUAGGCACAGUGUCCUGGGUGCUACUGUCAGUGUUGGAGUACCGCAGGGCGUCUCUCUCAAGAUCAAGUUGAACCGAGCGAGUCAGACGUACUUCUUCCCAAUUCACUUAACAGACCAGCUUCUACCCAGCGCCGUGUUUUACGCCACGGUCGGACCCCUUGUGUUCUACUUGGCCAUCCAGCGGCUGGUUAUCAGACCUUAUGUUCAUGCUCAGCAGGAACAGGAGCUUGAGAAGCAGCGGGAGAGCUCGGCAUCAGACGUCGCCAAGAAGAAGCAAGAGGCAGAAGCAGCUGUUCUGCUGAUGCAAGAGUCUGUGCGUAGAAUUAUCGAAGCGGAGGAGUCCAGAAUGGGUCUGAUCAUCCUCAAUGCCUGGUAUGGCAAGUUUGUGACAGACAACAGCCGUAAGCACGAAAGGGCAAGGGUCAUUGAUGUCACUGUGCCUCUACAGUGCCUGGUGAAGGACUCGAAGCUCAUUCUCACUGAGGCUUCUAAGGCUGGUCUACCAGGCUUCUACGACCCCUGUGUAGGUGAGGAAAAGAGUCUGAAGAUGCUGUAUCAGUUCAGAGGUGUGAUGCACCAAGUUCUAUGUGGUGACACAGAAGCACUCAGGAUACCAAAACAAUCCCACAGGAUUGAUAAUGAAUGACAGUUAGGAACAUAUAUCUAUUGAGCUAAAAGGGACAGCUUGGACUGGUAUUGACUGAAGAGACAGAUGUUCUGGAGUAGUGCCCUGGAAACACUCUGUGCCCACAAGUCUUCAUAUACCUGUUUAUCCUUUAUUUUGUUCUGUUUUAAAUGAUAUUCUUCAUGAUGUCUGUUUGCAAUUUAGAACAUUUAAUUGGAACGUUUAAUUUCCUGGAUUUCCACUAAUAAAAUAAUGGCCUUUCCAAGAAAAAGCAAGACAAAAGAUAUAUAUUUUUGUGUUGGUAGGCCUCAUAACCAUUUUUAAACAAAGCCCCUCUUCUUUAAAUAUGGAUCCACAACAGUGCCUGUAAUCAGCACUCACCAGAGAGAGCUAUUUUACCCUCAUUACAUCACAGAGAAACCAUUGCUGCUUGAUCCGACUCACCAAAUCCCACAGGAGCUGGUGUGUACCCCAGCUGUCAGCCUUCUUUCUGUGUCUGACUUUUUGUACCACUGGCUUCUAAAUAAAUGAUCUUGCAAGUGUUUUGGAGGCAAAGCAUGUUCUUAGUGAAACCCUGACUGCUUAAUCAUCUGCAUUAUUUUUCUCUUUUAUCCCAUUCCCUUGAGUGUAAUAUUUGGAGGCCCACCUCUCGCACUCCACGUUUGCCUGCAGUGUCAUAUGAAUUAAAGGGGCCAAUGCACACAAUAUGCUGGUACUGUCAAUGUGUGCUAGUUGAGAAAACAGAAUGUGAACUAAAUCUCAAGUAGGGCUAGUCUCCCACCUUGUGUCCAAAGACUUGAAUAGCAACAGUGGAACAUCCUCUGUUUGUUUUUUAGCCUCAAUCUCCCUCAAUCCCUGCAUUACAGUGCCAUACUUCCCACAGGAAAGAUCUACACCCUUUUAACAGUCUUUGGUUGAUUUCAACUUUUUGUUGCCUUUUUGGAAUUUGGGGUCUUUAUGAAAGCGAAUUAAUCUCUGUCUUGAUCUUUUAUUUGAAAGACUGGCUGUACGACACCUUUUUGUUUCCUUUUUGAGUUAUAUCAUUUAUAUGAAAUGUCCAUUCUGCACACUUGCCAUUUGAAUGACGUUAAAAAAGACGAUCUAUAAUUGUUUGCUGGAGUAUUGGUUUUGCUUAAAGGUGUUUAUUGUUAUUAUAAUUGGCCUAAUUGCCUACCAUUGCAGCAAGUAUAGACUGUCAUUUUUUAAAUAAAUCAUCAAGGAACAACA